Gloeophyllum trabeum ATCC 11539 is the source of this 2422-nucleotide messenger RNA. RefSeq lists its product as uncharacterized. The coding region runs from base 1 to 2217 and encodes 738 amino acids. Lineage: Eukaryota; Fungi; Basidiomycota; Agaricomycetes; Gloeophyllales; Gloeophyllaceae. Gene Ontology annotation, cellular component: SAGA complex. Gene Ontology annotation, molecular function: transcription coregulator activity. The transcript is spliced from 5 exons. The record is from RefSeq and is a predicted model, not a curated record. Gene Ontology annotation, biological process: regulation of transcription by RNA polymerase II.
AUGACAAGCUACAACCUGACGCGCUUCGUCCAGGAGCUCCUCUCCAAGACCGACGCCGCCCCGCCCUCCUUCACCGUCCACCUCUACACCGAGCACUGGACUCUCAAUAACGGCUCCAAGUUCCUCUACAACAACCAGGUCGCGUCUCUGCUGGACGACAUCCGCCAGCAGCGCAUCCCCCCAGACUUCCUCGAGCUCUUUGAGGCCUCGCGCGUGCCGUUCUACGAAGGCUGCCUCAUCGUAGAGCUCCUCGACUACCGCCCGCGAUCGAAGAACGCAAAGGUUGACAAGCCCGAGCGUAGCCGCGUCGUACUGCACCCGACGCCCGAGUCCCUCUGGGCGGACAUAUGCUUACUCAACCAGAAGGCGGAUAACAAGUGGACGGACGAGGAUGCAUUGCACGCCGAGGCUAGUCUGCUGCUUGCCACCGCCCCGCCAAUUUGCCUCGACCCCGACCCCCGCCUCGUCCGCGCCGUGAACGGCAUAAUCAGAGUAUCCACGCCCCCCGUUCCGCAGUCCCUCAAACGCAAAGCGGUCGUGCUCGAGCCCGAGGAGGACGAGAUUGAGGUGGCGCGCCGUGCCCGGCUCAUGCAGUACAUGAACCCGAGGAUUCACCGCCCGUCGAUGACGCCAAACUACCGGAUAUUGGAAGCCGCCAAGGCUGUGAAGGCGCGCAAGGAGCUCAUGGCCGCCGAGGCCGCCAGAGCGAGCGCAGCGACGACGCCCGCACCCGCUCCGGCGCCGGCGCAGACACCAGCUGCUACGCGUCCGCCGUCGGUACAGGCGGCUCCGGCUGCAGCGCCUAUGCCCGUUCCGGAUAUGAUGGCGCGUCCCCCGAUUGCCGUUGCGCACGCGAGGAUGCAGCCGACCCCGCAGAUGAGAGGCACGCCGCAGAUGAGAGCGGCGAGUAUCCCGUCGCCGUCUGCGCAUUCGAACGGGACGUCGGUUACGCCUACGCCGGUGCCGACGAAUGGACCUAUUGCCCAUCCACAGCACCCGCAACAUCCCCAGCAUUCUCAUCAUCCUCAACAUCCUCAGCAUCCUCAGCAUCUUCAACAUCCUCAACUUUCCCAGCAUUCUCAACUUCCCCAACAUCCACAGCACCCUCAGCACCCUCAGCAUUCUCAACAUCUCCUGCACCCGCACGCUCCACAACCCCGAGCUUCUCCCAUGCCACCCGCACAAUCGCCCAUGCCCCGACCCGUCUACAUCGCGGGACAGCACGCGGGCGAGCCAUCGCAACAGCGCAAUCCCACCCCCAUCCAACGCCCGCCGACCACACACCAGUCCCCGCGGCCCCCGUCCUCCCAGCAGCAAUCCCACCCGCAACCACAACCGCAGCUGCAACCACAACCGCAACCAACCCCCGCGCAGUACCAACAGUUCGCGCAAGCGCUGCAUGCCCAACAGCAACAACACCAGGGGUUCCAGGCGCAAAUGCCUCAUCCACAACUCCUCGCGCAGCGGGGCAAGCCCGUCCCCGUUCCUCGCCCGCAGGGGACGCCCGCGCUGCUCACGCAGCCGUUGGCCCAGCAGCAGCAACAGCAACAGCAAGGACACACGAACCAGGAGCAGCUGAACAAUGUGUUCCAGCAUAUGCAGCGGAUGCAGAUGGAACGGCGGAUCAUGGCGCAGCAGGUGCAGCAGAUGCAGGGCCACCACCCGAACGCGGCCCAGAACCCCCAAAACCUGAAUGCGACGCAGAACCACCAGAACCCGAAUGCGAAUGGGCGGGUGACGCCCCAGGCGCAGACGCAGGCGGGGCGCAGCCCGAUGGUGGCAGCUGCGCAAGCUCAAGUUCAGGCGCAGGGGCAGGACCCGCGCAACAGUCCGGCGGUCGCGAACAGGCACCUGUCCGCGUCGCGCUCGCCGAUGCCGCAGCCUGCGCAGGCGCAGCCCCAGGGCGCGUACAACGGGUACAACGUCCACGCGAUGUCGCAGUACCCGCACCACAUGGUGAACGGCGGGCAGCAGCAGGGCGCGCCGAAUCUCAAUCCCCAGCAGCAGGGACAGCAGGGACAGCAGACAGGGCAGCCGAUGAUGCAUUACCCGCCGCAGAUGUACUUUCCGCGGAUGCCGCCUGGGUACUGGCCGAUGCAGAUGCCGAUGGGACGCCCGGUGGUGAACGGGGGGCAGCAGCAGAUGGCGGGGGCGGCGGGGAUGGCGGUGAAUGGCGCGCAGAAGCCGGUGCCGGGGGGGUUGCAGGGACGGACGUGAUUUGUGGGUGUAUUGUAUUCAUGUAUUGUACUACUCUUCUACUGGUGCCGUUGGAAGGACUUGUAUUUUUGUGCAUUUGGGUAGAUCUAUCUACAUACGUACGCUGGAGCUUACCUAAUCGCUGCUGUGCGCCGGGGAUAUCCAGAGGAAAAGGAACUCGGGAAGGGACCAACUGUUGACGACUGGAUCAGAUGCAUCUGACCUG